Molecule: messenger RNA, 848 nt
Organism: Lonchura striata (white-rumped munia)
Lineage: Eukaryota; Metazoa; Chordata; Aves; Passeriformes; Estrildidae
Source: RefSeq, a predicted model, not a curated record
ACCUUUUUUUUGUGUUUCAGGGCUGAGCACGGAGGGGAUUUAUCGCGUCAGCGGCAACAAGUCGGAGAUGGAGAGUCUGCAGCGCCAGUUCGACCAGGACCACGGCCUGGACCUGGCUGAGAAGGAUUUCACCGUCAACGCCGUGGCCGGAGCCAUGAAAAGUUUCUUCUCGGAGCUGCCGGAGCCCCUGGUGCCCUACGCCAUGCAGCUGGAGCUGGUGGAGGCCCACAGUGAGUCCGGAAUUCCCAAAAUUCCCCAAAAAAUUCCCAAAAAAUUCCCCAAAAAAUUCCCGCUUUAUUUCCCGUUAAUCGGUGCCGCCAUUCCCAGAGCGGCCACUGGAGGGCGACAGUGAGUCCAGAAUUCCCACAUUCCCCGAAUUCCUAGAAUCCCCAAAUUUCCAGAAUUCCCAAAAUUCCAGAAUUUCCAAAAUUCCCCAAAUUCCCCCCAAAAUUCCCCAAAUUCCUCAAAUUCCCCCAAAAAUUCCCCAAAAAUUCCCAAAUUUCCCCCAAAAAAAUUCCCGCUUUAUUUCCCGUUAAUCGGUGCCGCCAUUCCCAGAGCGGCCACUGGAGGGCGACAGUGAGUCCAGAAUGCCCACAUUCCCCGAAUUCCUAGAAUUCCCAAAUUUCCAGAAUUCCCAAAAUUCCCCAAAUUCCCCCAAAAAUUCCCCAAAUUCCCCCAAAAAUUCCCAAAUUUCCCCCAAAAAAUUCCCGCUUUAUUUCUCAUUAAUCGGUGCCGCCAUCCCCAGAGCGGCCACUGGAGGGCGACAGUGAGUCCAGAAUUCCCACAUUCCCAGAAUUCCUAGAAUUCCCAAAUUUCCAGAAUUCCCAAAAUUCCCCAAAUUCCCCAAA